Messenger RNA from Uloborus diversus, 4259 nucleotides. It is a transcript of the gene Snapin, whose product is annotated as SNARE-associated protein Snapin-like. Gene Ontology annotation, biological process: lysosome localization; synaptic vesicle exocytosis; regulation of synaptic vesicle exocytosis. The transcript has 4 exons. Gene Ontology annotation, molecular function: SNARE binding. The record is from RefSeq and is a predicted model, not a curated record. The coding region runs from base 75 to 497 and encodes 140 amino acids. Lineage: Eukaryota; Metazoa; Arthropoda; Arachnida; Araneae; Uloboridae. Gene Ontology annotation, cellular component: synaptic vesicle; BORC complex; BLOC-1 complex.
UAAUGCAUUAUAAAUGUCAUCGUCGAACUAGAUUUCAUAUUUAUUUGCAGUGAUAAUAUACCUGAAGCAAAAUUAUGGAAGACACUGCAAGUACAACAACUUCAAUAGACGACAAAACUGAUGAUUAUGGUGACUCAAUAAAUCGAGAUGCCCUAGCUGAUGGUUUAAUGGAGCUUCUAAGACCAUCAGUUGAACAGUUGGACGAUCAUGUCAAGCUUACUUUGAUGAGUCAAAAAGAGCUUCGACAACAGAUUGAGAGUUUGUCUGAAGAACUUAGGCAAAUAUCUGAAACUUACAGUUCCAUGUUUGACCUUGAUAUGUAUGUUAAGAAAUUGAUGAAUGCAAAACGAAGAGUGAUGCUUGUGAAUAAUAUCCUACAAAAUGCUCAGGAAAGAUUAAAUCGACUGCAUCAGAGUAUCGCCAGAGAAACAGCUAAAAGAAAAGCUCUGCUUGAAACGAGUCCUACAACAACUCAGCCUUCACUCUCAAGCACUUGAGCACAGCACAAUAUAUGUGUAAAUAUUCUGUAAUUUUGAUUUCUUCUGAGAUCAUAUCUGUAUUUUUUGAUGCUGUGUUGAUUAAUAGCUAGGCAUUUCAUUAUUGUGUUUUUGAAGUUGUAAAUAAAUCUAGAGUAUGUAUUGUAUAAAUUGUUGUGGGAAAACAACUUAAAAAUUCAAGCUGUAAGAAAAAAAUUGAAAUGUCAAUUAAGAUGGAACAGAUUCACUAUUAAUUUGCUUAGAAACCAGGGCUGUGCAGUUAGUAGAAAAAUGAUCAAUUCAGACUCCUGAAAUUUUAAAAUUGCAGAGGUAAUUGAAAGAAUGAAAGUAUUAACAUUAAAAUGUGGUUAUUUAAAUUUAUAAAGCAGAAAAAAAAAAGGAAGUGCAAAAACACAAUGAUCGGAUAGGGAUUCACUGAAGUCCUGAGAAGCACUGAAUUAUGUAAAAGCUAAAAAAUAAAAAAGGCUUUCUCAAAAUUUUACUCACUUUUUAUUUCAACAAAAAAAUUCUGCACAAAUAAAAAAAAAUGUUUGUUAUAAAAAAAAUCAGUGUAAAAUCAAUGUAUGUAAUCACAUAUGUAUGUAUGAAAAAGUCUUAUCCAUAUUUAUAGCAUGUCAGUAAAUUAGAAAGUAAUUGAAUAUUUAUUCAUGAAUGAAUAAUAUUUAUAUAAUACAUACCACUUGAAUAAUACUUAUAAAAACCUCUACCCUCCCCAUCCCUGUCAGAAAAAUGUUUACAUAACAACAAAGUGUGCCAGAAACUAGAACUUUUCAAACUUUGUCGGACAAACAUAGCAAACCUUUAUCAUAACUUCCUUUUUAAUUAAAAAGGGGAAGGGGGAUAAAGCAAGGUACCAAUCAUUUACUUAACAAAGCUUAAAGUAAUUACUUGAAAGUUGUUUGCAUUUUCUUUGUUUUAAAUUCUUUAUUUUAAAAAGAUAACUUUCACAAGCUCACAUAAUUAUUAGCUCUAAACAGAAUUAUUAGCUAAAUGAACAUGAUCUAAAUUUUUGUUCACUUUUUUUAAGCAUGUAUUGAAGACAUUCGUCUGAAAAUUCUUACUGUAUUAUUUUUAUAAAAAGAAAUCAAAAACUUAGCUUCUCAAAAAAGCAAAUUUUGAAUUUUAACAUUGAAUUUGUACUGGUUGUAAUUGUUCUACCAGAAAAACACUUCUAGCUACUUUUUUACCCAAUUUGUAUAACAUUUUAAAAUGAUUGAAUGUAUUACUUAAAAAAAUGCUCUAACAGUAAAUACUUAAUACAGAGAUCUGUUUAAUGAUUUUAUGUGAUAUAAUGAUUUUUAUUAAUUGGUUGGAUGAGCUUAAGUAUUGUUUCCAGUUGUACAAUUUAAUUAUGUUUGAACAUUUGAAAAUACAUUAUGGGAUCCCAAAUCCAGAAAAGCUAUCCUUUCCGGACUUCAAAAUUUUCAGAAUUUUAUAUAAUGACUCAAAAAAUAGCAUCCUAUUAUUCGAUGUAAUGCUCAUUUUUCAAAAUUUUGCUUUUUGUUCACUCUAAAUUUCUUUACUUUCUUUAAUAGUCUUCAUGAAAGCCUACUUUAGUACUAUGCAACAAAGAUCCUUUAAUUUAUUGCCAGAAAAAAAAAGUUGGAGAUAAUUUGUAUCAACCUAGAUUUUUUUUUAUCGUUAUAUAUAAAACAUAUAUAAAUCUAUACAAUAAAUAAAUCAAAUUUAUGUUAAAAAUAAAUUCUUAUUUUUUCCCAAUAUGCUUUUAAUUGUAUACUAAUAAGAAGACAAAAAGAAAUAUCGCUCACUGAAAUAUGAUGCAAAAAGAUUGAUUCACAAUUACAGCAGUGCUAAUGUUCCGCAUUGCACAGGGAGUCGAUGAAAAGUAAGCUGUAAAAACUUGGUUUUCAGCAAGUAAUAGUCGGUUAAGAUAAAUACUUUUGUGCUAAAAAGUAAAAUGAGAAAUAACAACGUCAAAAAGCACAAAUUGCAGAUAUUUUAAUAGUCGGUUGUGAAAGAUUUUAAGCAUACAAAUAUUUUUUUAUUGGCAAAAAAAAAAAAAAAAAAAAAUUUAAAGAAAAAUGCUUUUUUUUUUUUUUUUUGCAAUUAUCUCUUUUCUUAAGAACUGGCAUGCCCACUUUGAAGUAACAUCCAUUUGUUGUAAAUCUUGGUUGAGAAAAAUAUUUUAGAAAAUUAGCCAUUUAAUAAAAAUUUGCUUUUAUUUAAUCAAAGCUUAUUACAACUUAGAGUUUGAGUAUUUUAGGGCAAAAAUUAUUUAAAUAUUUCAAUAUAUUUGUGCAUAGUAAGCUUAUGUAUGAAGGAUUGAUGAAAAUUUCUUCAAAAUUUGUACAGAAUGACUGAUAAAAAUCAUUCCGUCCUUUUAAUGAUAUUUUCUUGUAGUAGCUAAGUACCGAGGUUAUGAUAGAGAGAGGCUUUAUAAUGGAGCACUAAGAACUUAAACUGACAUAUCUGAAAAUGUACAAAGUAUAGGCUUUGUUUAUAGUGUAGUAGAUGUGUAGGUAAAUGUUUUUUCAUUCGUCAAAACUUUGUUUUAUGGUUAAAAUUUUAGAUUUUAUUACAAAAAAGCUCCCAAAAAAUGUUUUAUUUUUUCUUCCUACUGUGGUGUAUUAAUUAUUUUUUAAAAAUUAGCUGUGACGUUGUUUUACUGCUUUUAAAUUAAAAUUAUAAGUUUGUAUUACUUUAAUCUUUUUUUCUGUUGUAAAUUUUUAAGAUAAUACAGUAGAGUGUCUCGAAAAUCCAAGGUAAUUGGGGCUCGCGCCACCUCGGAUUACUGCAAACUCGAAUUAUCCAAAAAAUUCUUUGGACUACAUAAGGACAUGCGCUGUUUACUUUCUUACGCUCUGAAAAGGAAACGUCUCCCGAAAAUGUAUCACUCAAAUAUCAACAUAAGUUUAUGUUUUAAUUAACCCCAAACGAGUAUUGAUUAGUUUUUUCUUGAUAUCCACACGUACUUGUGUGCAAACUUGUAGGCAACCAAAAAAAGUCGUUUAAUCGUCCGUGAAUAAGUUGUGAUGAGUUUUGUCGUGAUAUUUGUGCCUAUGUGUGAGCGUACGUACGUACCUCACAUAAUACAAUAACGUUAGUCAUAGAUGGAUAUACGCAUACAUAAGCUUUGUACAGCGUCAAGUUUUGCACUUACUUUUUUAAUUGCAAUCGAAUAUUCCAAAAGAGCUCUUUGUUUGUUCUUUGAGGCAAAACGUUUUAAUUUCAAACUUUUUUGUGUUAACCUACAUCCUACUUUCUCAAAGGCAUCUCUUAAUCCAUCUCCAACAGUCAAUGAAUAUUUCAUGCCGCUAGGCAAGUGUUGCUUGACAUAUACCUUUCAAUGUCUUUCUAUUACCUUUUUGUAUGUUGAUAAAAAAGUUCUACAUAACAAAAUAAUCAAAUUUUCAGAUUAAAACAUUUUUUGUCGAUAAAAAGUAUACCUUAAAAAUAUUAACAAAGCACCUCGAAUUAAGCAGAACUUCAGACUUUUGAGACUCGGAUUUUCGAGACUCUUACUCUAAAAAUUACUGCAAUGGUAUAUCCCUUUGAUUCAAAGAAAUUUGCUGUGUUUUAAAAGUUGGUUUUAAGAAUUCAAAACUUCUUAAUAUUUGGUAAUUGCUCACUAAAAAGCAGAAAUUUUGUGAGUUGUAUGCCAAAAAAAAAGUGAGAAUUUUCAUCUGAUUUAACUUUUUAAACCAAAAUACUUAAACCAUUCCACUUGCUCUGUAUAUUUCUGUUACAUCUUAUUUUUAUACAGCAUUCCUUUCAAUUUACCUUUUGCCUUUGAAAAACUAU